AUGUGUGCGGUCACCGAGUACCUCGAGAACGGCGACGUCGCGGCCUACUUGGCGGUCCAUCGGAACGUCGAGUUCGACGUCAAGAUUUCGAUCGGUCUCGGCGUGCUUAAUGCGGUCCAGUACCUCCACUCGCUGGACCCGCCCGUGAUCCACCGCGAUUUAAAGGGUCGGAACGUGCUCUUAAGCGACGCGCUGGACGCGAAACUGAGCGACUUUGGCAUUUCCCGUCAACGGAUCGCCGAUGAAACCAUGACGGUCGGGGUUGGCACGGCGUUCUGGACCGCGCCCGAAGUCCUCCUCGGCCUCAAGUACGAUGCGUCCGUCGAUGUCUACUCGUUCGGCGUCAUCAUGACCGAGCUCGACACGCAGCACGCACCGUACGCCGACAUCAAAGGCGUGCCCAGCAUGCACAUUGUGCAAAAGGUGACGGGCCAGGACGGCGCCGUGACGCCGUUGCGACCGACGCUGACACGUGACGCGCCUGCGUGGUUUGUGGCGACGGCCGCCGCGUGUUUGGACAGAGACCCGGCAAGGCGCCCAUCGAUCUCGGAGCUGCGCGAUCGGUUCGCUCAGGCACUUGGUGCGCUCCGCGCGGAUGCGCGAUGA
Messenger RNA from Saprolegnia parasitica CBS 223.65, 606 nucleotides. Its product is annotated as TKL protein kinase. Gene Ontology annotation, biological process: protein phosphorylation. Gene Ontology annotation, molecular function: protein kinase activity; ATP binding. The record is from RefSeq and is a predicted model, not a curated record. Bases 1 to 606 code for a protein of 201 amino acids. The transcript has a single exon. NCBI's taxonomy places the organism in Eukaryota, Oomycota, Saprolegniomycetes, Saprolegniales, Saprolegniaceae.